CUAUAAUAUUUUUCCCAACACAGGAUAUCAAGAAAAUAGAGAACAACGCCAAGGCUAUCAACAUUCUUUAUUGUGCAGUAAACCCGGAUGACUACCGGAAGAUCUCUUGUUGUUCCACCGCCAAGGAAAUGUGGGACAAGCUAGAAAUCACAUAUGAAGGUACGGAUCAAGUCCGAGAAGCUAAGAUAGAUUUUCUAACCCAUGCAUAUGAACUAUUUCAUAUGAAGGAGAACGAGAAAAUCGACGAUAUGUUUGAACAAUUUUCAAAAAUCGUAAACGAUCUUCAUGCUCUCAAGAAGACAUAUACAGACAAGGAGCUUGUAAGAAAAAUCUUGCGGAGUCUCACACCAGAAUGGCGCUCCAAAGCCGGUGCUAUCCAAGAAUCUAUCGGCAUCACCAGUGUCACCAUUGACGGGCUUAGAGGUAACCUCAAAACCUAUGAGUCUACCAUUCUUUACCCCUCUUUAGGUGAACAAAAGAAGAAUGUGAUUGCACUCAAGGCGUCUACAAGUCAAGAACGUGAUGUGGAGGACUCGAGUGACAAAGACGAGUUCGGGAUCGUGCUCAAGAAAUUCCAUAAGUUCAUGAGCCAAGAGUAUGAACGGAAAGGAAAGAAGCAAGGAAGUCCACCCAAAUGCUAUGGGUGUGGAGAAGUUGGGCAUAUAAAACCAAAAUGUCCAAACGCCAAGAACAAGAAGAAAAUGUUCAAGAAGCACCGAGCCUACAUCUCAUGGGGAGGUGAUUCCGGCGACGAGUCAUCGGAAGGCGAAGAAAAUGAGAGCGCCAACCUUUGCCUCAUGGCACACGAGGAACCACCAGAAGAGAUCUCUUGCUGCUCAACCGCCAAAGAGAUGUGGGAUAAACUUGAGGUGACGUACGAAGGAACGGACCAAGUACGUGAAGCCAAGAUUGACUUCCUCACCCAAGAAUAUGAGAUGUUCAGGAUGAAGGAGCACGAGAAUAUCGAUGAUAUGUUCGACCGUUUUUCCAAGAUAGUCAACGAUCUUCAUGCAUUAAAGAAGACUUACACCGACAGGGAUCUUGUGCGAAAGAUCCUACGAAGCUUGACAUCCGAAUGGCAAUCCAAGGCCGAUGCCAUAUAUGAGUCAAUCGGCACAUCAACUGUCACCAUCGACGGUUUAAGAGAUGGGUUCAAGGCUUAUGCCGACCCACAUAUCAUUGAGGGAAGAACCCUAAAACAAGAUGACAUCCCGGUUCCCGUUCUUGAACUUAUUCAAGAACAAGGGCGUCAAGGAGUCUCCACCUAUUGCAAAAAGGGGUGGAUUACCGACUCACGAGACUUUAACUCCGAUUCUUGCCUCCGGGUGCUUAAUAACAUUACCCUUGACCAUGUCUUUGAGGACCCGCACUACUUUCUUCGUAGGCCAAAUGUCCAAGACUUACCCGCAAAUAGGUUCAUCCUUCUCAAAAUCCUCAAAGAAAAUGUCAUCCCGGUCCUUAACAAAGAUAAACAAGUUGGGGUUUAUGAAUGCACUCUCUUAUAUUGGCUCCCCACUCACAAGAAAAUCAAUCUCCCUUCCAUCAUCUUAAAACACAUGUCCGAAUGCUCCGGUCGCCAAAACAAACCCUAUGGCAUGCUUCUUACCCACAUGUUUGCCAAGAGGGAAAUUCUUGAGGUGCGCCCUUCUCGUGUCCGCUAUCUUGAUGCGGAGUGCCUUGGCUAUUGUGACCUUGUAAAAAUUGGAGAGGAGUAUUACAUGAAGAAGGAGUUUCAAAAUCUUGAUGAAGCGACACGAGCGGAGUAUGGUCCUCGGCGUUCCAUGUCAUAUUUGCCUUCCACUUCACGAGCACCCCGAGCCGUAGCCGAAGAAAAUGCAAACACGGAGGUCCCCGUUCGUGCUCCUCGAGUCAAACGCUCAAAGUUGGCGUCUCAUGCUUCCUCAACCUCUCUCUUACAACGUCACUCCCCCAUGGCCUCCACUUCAAAAAAUCCUUUCAAGAAGUUCAAGAAAUUCAUUCUCAAGACCGUGGUGGCUCCGAUGAGGAAACUUCAGGAAAGCCUCGAUGACCUCUCAGAUCGGAUGAAGAAGAUGGAGGACCGUGAGAAUCGCCAAAAGCAAAAUGAGGAUCGUGCUUCUAGGGUAAAAUGUGGAGAUAUCUCCACUGAUGGUGGUGAAUAUUUCAUUCCCAACAACGAAUGGGUUGUGAUCGAUGAACAUGGGAUAAUUAAUCUGCGAUGCCAUGCCUCACGACAGCCAACCAUCCACUUUGCUCCUCCCAAGAAUAGGCUGCUUCGCAACAUUGUGAGCCGGAUUCUCAAGCCCCAAGAUGGUAGUCACACCAUCAUGUCAAUGGAAAACCUCAAACUCAUCUACACCAUCAUCCAUGUCGCGCUGGUGAACUGGGCAAAGUUCAUCAUGAUCCACAUGACGCCGCCUCCAUCGGUCAUGACCAAUUCCUACCCUACACCUUCCUCGUCAUGGAGAUUCUUGACAAUCUUGAUGUCCUAGUCAUUGUUGGCGCCUUCUCCAAGGCCAGUAAACUAUGGACGUUUAG
This is a messenger RNA of Cuscuta campestris, 2517 nucleotides long. NCBI's taxonomy places the organism in Eukaryota, Viridiplantae, Streptophyta, Magnoliopsida, Solanales, Convolvulaceae. The record is from the annotation of a GenBank genome assembly.